This is a messenger RNA of Biomphalaria glabrata, 4944 nucleotides long. RefSeq lists its product as uncharacterized. The transcript is spliced from 2 exons. Lineage: Eukaryota; Metazoa; Mollusca; Gastropoda; Planorbidae. The coding region runs from base 316 to 1920 and encodes 534 amino acids. Gene Ontology annotation, biological process: regulation of transcription by RNA polymerase II; developmental process. Gene Ontology annotation, molecular function: RNA polymerase II transcription regulatory region sequence-specific DNA binding; DNA-binding transcription factor activity, RNA polymerase II-specific; protein dimerization activity. The record is from RefSeq and is a predicted model, not a curated record.
CCCGGACGCUACCGCAGAUCCGCACGCGUUUUGACGUGAGGCUAGACUCGUGCCAGUGGCACUUGAUGCUGUAUCGGAGUUACCUUGUUGUGUUAUCUAGGUAAGAGCACAUUUGCACCCCCCAGCCAUUCUGGGCCUUAAAUACCCUUUUAUUUUAGACUUAGUUUUCUAACUGCUUAUCAUCCCGAAACGCCGGGUUACAAUGGAUCGAUAAGUGUGAGCCUUUGUUUCUUUGAUUGCAUGGAUACUAACCUGUUCACCUCAUUGAUUAGUUCUUAAAGGACACAUUGCUAUUCAACAGGUCGUUGUUGCGUGAUGCCGGCAGCAAUCGCCAUGGCCAGUUCCAAGCUUUCACCCUCACUGACGUCAGGGGGCUCAAUGUCCACCAUCAGUAUCCCGGUCAGUGCCUACCACGACCCUGCCAACAACGUGAUUACCAUCACUCCGUACAUCCUGCUUAAAACGUCCACCGUAGCGGAACAGAUGCAAGUCUUGCGACAAGAGAAAAAGAUUGGUAGCAAGGCUCCGGAGCCAUCCACUGGAGCCAUGAGAGUCAAAAGAAGAACGGACAUGAGCAAACUCGGGCUCCCGGAGCCUAAGCCAGCGUCUGUAUCUAGAAGGAACGCUCGAGAAAGGAACAGGGUGAAGCAGGUUAAUCAAGGGUUCGAAACUCUCCGCGAGCACGUCCCCAACGGAAAGAAAAACAAGAAAAUGUCCAAAGUGCAAACUUUGAGAUCCGCUGCCCAGUACAUCAAAGACUUGUACAUGAUACUGCACGGAGAGUUGCCGGCCCUAGGCUCCCCCAAUGUAGUGGACGAGCCGGACAGCCCUCUGGACAACAGUGACGUAGAGAUGAGUGUGAGUAGCCCUGAAAGUCAAGCAGCGCCAGCAAACUUGCACCAGAGCACCAUCCAACAACAACAGAUGGUUUCAUCACCCACCAUCAGUAGUCAACAGUCACCACCAUCAUUACAAGCCAAGCAAGCAGUCAGCAAUCAACAGUCACAGAUUUCAUUGCAGAUGACAUCGCCACCGCAUCAACUGAGGCCCAAAGCCGUGCCUUUGAUCUUGAAAAAGGAACCAUCAGUUAUUCACCAACAGCUCGCACGAGUUCUGCAGCAGCAGAGUCAAACCUCGAGUGUUCUCAAACAGCAGCUCCAGGCACCGCUCCCUGUGCAGCCAGCGAAUAUUCAAGUGCACCAACAUCAGCUUAGACUGGCUUUAAAUCAAGUGUCGAAGAUAACGCUGGAUCAGAGAAACAUUCAGCAGAGCCUCUGCAAUAUUUCAACCAAUGACAUACAAAGCCAUAUGGCUGCCAACGAGAUAAACAACCACCUGACAACCAAUGAGCUAGACAAUAACAAACAUUUGCCAACCAACCAUCUGGAUAAUGACAACCAUCUGACACUUAACGAGCUAGAAAACCAGAUGACAACCAGUGAUAUAGACAACGACAACCUGUCAUCCAUGGAUUCUGACUCGUCCCUUCAUUCCGAAUGCUCACCACUCACGUACACACAACUUUCCCCAGCCCAGCACACAGACACGGGCCGGUCUUACGACUUACGAGGCCUCACUCCGGACUACAACGAUUUCCUCAAUACCAAACAUUAUAAGUUGCCACCGUCGCCUUACCAAAACCACAACGACGUCAACAUGAACUUGAUCUCCUCUGACGCCACUCUAUUGCAAAACUACCUGAGGUCAAUGCAGAGUGACCACGAGAAGCUGCUCCCGUCGGACUUGACUAGGAGUCUCAGCUCGGUGCACUCUCCGUCUCCUAGUCUCUCCAGCAGCACUUCGGAUGUUUCGGCUGUGUAUGAGUGUGACAGUCUGGACAAAGAGGCUUUGCUUGAUAUUUCUAACUGGAUCUCAGAGUUGUGCAGCAGUCAAGGAGUCACUGAUCUUGGACAAAACUAAGAGAUACAGGUGGUUAGUGAAACAAGAAACUAAGAGAACCUGAUAGUAUAAGACAAGAGAGAAGAAGUGUCGGUCUUGAAGACAAGACCUGAACAGUAAGGCAAAUCCCAAUUUCCACAAGACAGUACGACAGUACGACCAAUUAUCAACACCAAGAGACAGAAUUCCAUUGUCAGGAUAAGGAUAACUUUAAACGUCAACAGAGCAGCUUCUAUUGUCACUAAGUCGCAAUGAGGGAAGUGCACAGUUCAGCAGCUCUGUACAGCUGAUAUAAGCUCAGUUGAAGGCACGACAGCGUUCAGUGCACUCUAUACAGACAUUGUUUAAGUUUACAAGAGAAAGUUGAAAAGGUCAGCUGACGUGACAACAGGACAUAAAUCGUGCCUCCAAAUGAGACCAUUUCUACCUAAGUUCCAGUUUGGACAAUGUUUGGCUGUUUGGUGCAGUGGAAGAAAUGUGCGGGAAUAAGAGUCCCACUGUGUGCUGUAUGUUGGGUACAAGUGGGUGUCGGCAACAGCUGGCCGCCCUCACACUUUUAUGAAAGGGGGCUAGGCGCCACAAGUUGCUACGCAUAGGUACUACAUUGUCUGGGGUUUUAGGCUUAUCUUGUAGCCACGAUUAAACAUAGUUUGUAUCAGCUUGUAAGUAGGGGAGGGGGGGGGCUCUAGUGUCAUAAUACACCAUAUGGUGUCUCCCAAACCUGGUUGGGUACAGGUAUUAAGGGGAAUAGGUGUAAGAGGGAGAGACAGGGGGACUCAUAUCUGGCAACACGUUGUCUCAGAUACUCAAGAACAGUGUCACAUUUUUGGUAACAGGUUGCCGGAUAAGAAUUGUGUUGUUUAAAAAAAAAAAACUAGUACAAGGAAGCGAAAACCGAGACUUGAUAAUUAACUCUAGUGGCUCAUGGCGUGCCAGAGAAUGUAUUGGGAAGAGCAUUGCUCUACAGUCAUAAAUAUCUCUGCUUAUCUGCGCAAGCUGUGCCUGUUUGAAACGUCAUAUCAGAUGCAUUUCUCUUUUAAUAUUUUUAUAGACUUAUUAAAUUAUUAUAAUGUAUUUUUUUUUGAAAACUCAAACAGUAUUAAAAUUUGGUGAAGUCUGGCAUAUGAACAGAUUUAUUUUUUCUUGAAUUACAAAUACAAAAAUAUUUGUAGCAUUUUUAAUUUGUUUUGAAACCUGGCAACAGAAAGAUGUCGUUAUUUGAAAGGAGAUAAAAAGACAUGUAAAAUAAAACUGGGUUUAAUUUUUGAGGAAGUAAAGUUUUUUUUUCAAGACUAUUAAAUCUACUUUUUUUUUGGUACAUUGUAAAUAAUACUUUCUAUUCUUUUACAUUUGACAAAGCAGCACAUUCCACAUGAAUCUAUCAGCUCACCACAUUCCACAUGAAUCUAUCAGCUCACCACAUUCCACAUGAAUCUAUCAGCUCACCACAUUCCACAUGAAUCUAUCAGCUCACCACAUUCCACAUGAAUCUAUCAGCUCACCACAUUCCACAUGAAUCUAUCAGCUCACCACAUUCCACAUGAAUCUAUCAUCUCACCACAUUCCACAUGAAUCUAUCAGCUCACCACAUUCCACAUGAAUCUAUCAGCUCACCACAUUCCACAUGAAUCUAUCAGCUCACCACAUUCCACAUGAAUCUAUCAGCUCACCACAUUCCACAUGAAUCUAUCAGCUCACCACAUUCCACAUGAAUCUAUCAUCUCACCACAUUCCACAUGAAUCUAUCAGCUCACCACAUUCCACAUGAAUCUAUCAGCUCACCACAUUCCACAUGAAUCCAUCAGCUCACCACAUUCCACAUGAACCUAUCAUCUCACCACAUUCCACAUGAAUCUAUCAGCUCACCACAUUCCACAUGAAUCUAUCAUCUCACCACAUUCCACAUGAAUCUAUCAGCUCACCACAUUCCACAUGAAUCUAUCAGCUCACCACAUUCCACAUGAAUCUAUCAGCUCACCACAUUCCACAUGAACCUAUCAGCUCACCACAUUCCACAUGAAUCUAUCAGCUCACCACAUUCCACAUGAAUCUAUCAGCUCACCACAUUCCACAUGAAUCUAUCAGCUCACCACAUUCCACAUGAAUCUAUCAGCUCACCACAUUCCACAUGAAUCUAUCAGCUCACCACAUUCCACAUGAAUCUAUCAGCUCACCACAUUCCACAUGAAUCUAUCAGCUCACCACAUUCCACAUGAAUCUAUCACCCUUUUUUUUGUAUUUAAAAAGACAACUUUUUUUUUCUUUUUGUUGCUUUCAAGAAGUGACCUUGACCUUAUACGUAGAUAAUUGUGUAUCAUUAUAUUAACGUCUAUUCAGCUGGAGCCUUAUUUUUAUUUCCUCAUUUCGCGCAGCAUUUAGUAAAGCAUCUAGUCGAUCAGUGAGUCAUUUGGUUGUAGUGUUUGGUGGCAUCCCCUUUUAUUUUUUUUAAAUACAUUUUUUACAACUUUUAAUUUUGUAAGCAUUGAUUUGUUGUGCAGGCCAUAUACUAUUGUCAUGUCAUCCUUUUGGGCAUUUUGUUUUCAUUGCUCUAAGAUCUGCCAUAAUGUGUUCAUUCCUUUUGUAACCAAAUAACUUUAUAAUAUUCCUAAUAUCUUUUGUUUUGUUUACACAGUAUCAAAGGCUUUAGAAAAGUUGUUGUUUUUUAUGUCGCCACCAAGUGUGUUCCUCCACUGGCCAUGGACCUCUAAAAAUAAAAUGCUCUUGCAAAGCAAAACCAAACUCCCCCCCCCCCCAAUCAAAAGUACUUAAUCAAUGAAGAAAUUGAGAUUUAUAUCAAACAAGCCCCCCCCCCCCUCUCCCACAUCACGGGUUCUUUAAAAGUAAUAGAUUAAAACAGUUGACAUGAGGUCCAUUGUAAUGUAUAUACUGUAUUGUAUAACUUAUUUAAUGUUUUUUUUUUUUUGUUAUUUAAAUUUAUGCCAUGAUUUUUUUUUAUUAAUUUAUCAACAAACUAAAUUAUAAUUUCUUUAUGCAUAAUAUGAUAAAAAUGUAUAAAUAUUUAUUACAAAUGUAGUACGACUCAUU